AUGUCGACAUUAUAUGGCUAUGGCGAUGUAACAUCGGAAGAGGUCGAAACAAUCGAUAGUGAUGAAGAAGAUCAAAAGCGAUCAAGUCGAGAUUCUGACAAGUUACCCUUUUCAAUCACAUGGCGAGAUGAUUUGAAGAAUGAUGAGAUGAAAAUUCCAUGUUCGUGUUUGUUGAUUACUCUCGGUGCUACUGCUUCGGCAUUUGCUUUCACUCAUAUUUUAUGUAAUUAUGACAUGGAAUUGAUUGGCUAUGGAACAGAUGAUAAUAGUAAUGAAACAAAAACGUUUGAUCAAAUCAAAAUGCAGCAAUAUUCAACACAAAGUGUUGAUCGGGUCUAUCGCUUAGCAUCGAGUUCAUUGGUAUUGGUUCAACUGAACUCACCGAUUAAGUCUGACCGACUUUGGCCGUUCAGUGAGGAGAUUUUGAAUAAAUUCAAUUUAUCAAAUCUCUCACCAACAAAUCCUGUCUACAUUAUUCAAUCCCGUUUGUCCAUGGAUUACGUGACAGUCUCCGGUGAACUAGAAAGCAAAUCUAGUUUGUUCAUUCGUUAUGUUAAAUCAUCAAUCAUUCCAACGGAUGAUAAAAUCACCCAAACAAUCAAACCAAUUGAACCGCCAAAUGCCAUUCGUGGUCUCUCCGCAGCUUUGUUCACCAAACUGCAUCAAGCCAAUAUUCCGGUUCUUGUUCUCGUUGUUUACCAACGGCAUUCAUCGGUCAACGCCGAUGCGUUAAAACUUUUACAACGAAUUCUAGACCGAACAAGCACAACAUUAAAACCGUACAUUCAAUUGACAGAUAAGACAAAUAAACAACUGAUUCGUUUGGCAGCAACGCAAACCAGUAACAUGUAUUCGUAA
Molecule: messenger RNA, 858 nt
Organism: Adineta ricciae
Lineage: Eukaryota; Metazoa; Rotifera; Eurotatoria; Adinetida; Adinetidae
Source: the annotation of a GenBank genome assembly